UGCAUUUUGACAGGGUUGGUCUAGCUGAGCCAAGAUGGCGGACGUUGACGAACAGCUCACUGAUGAGGAGAGGGUCCGCAUUGCUGCCAAUUUUGUCGUCCACGCGCCACCUGGAGAAUUCAAUGAAGUUUUCAAUGAUGUCCGGCUACUGCUCAACAAUGACAAUCUGCUCAGGGAAGGGGCGGCUCAUGCCUUUGCCCAGUAUAACAUGGAUCAGUUUACGCCCACCAAACUUAAGGAAGAUCAGGUGUUGAUCACAGAGCAUGGAGACCUGGGAAACGGGCGCUUCUUUGACCCGCGAACCAAGCUGUCGUUUAAGUUUGACCACCUGAAGAAAGAGGCCAGCGACCUGCAGCCCUACGAGGGUGAAGCAGCUCUGGAGCCAUGGAGGGAGGCGUGUGAUGCUGCACUCAGGGCCUACGUCAAAGAUCACUACCCUAGUGGAGUGUGCACUGUUUAUGGGAAAACCAUUGAUGGCCACCAAACAAUCAUUGCCUGCAUUGAAGGACAUCAGUUUCAACCCAAAAACUUCUGGAACGGUCGCUGUCGGUCUGAGUGGAAGUUCAGCUUGUCUCAGGGCGCGACACAGCUGGUGGGCGUGCUCAAGGUCCAGGUGCAUUAUUAUGAAGAUGGCAAUGUGCAACUGGUCAGCCACAAGGACAUUCAAGAGUCUAUCACCAUUUCUAACCCGAAGCAGACUGCUGAGGAGUUAGUUAAAGUUAUUAACAAUGCAGAGACUGAAUACCAGACGGCAAUCAACGAGAACUACCAGAACAUGUCGGACACCACCUUCAAAGCCUUACGCCGACCACUUCCUGUCACCCGUACCAAGAUUGACUGGAACAAGAUCCUUAGCUAUAAGAUCGGCAAAGAGAUGCAGAACGCUUAGAGCUGAGCCUGCAUGCCUCCCCCUCUGCUCACAGUACAAGCCAAGAAAUGACCUGCGGGGGGCUGGGCUUGAGCUCGAGGCCAGGGCCAGGCUUGGGCACAGGCACAUAGGACACAUGUGCUAAUUGUCCUUGUUUCCUUUUUCUUUGUUUUUUUUUUCCUCUCUUUUCUUCCAAAGGCCAAGGUUUAACCUCAGCUAAACAGACUGCCUCCUUUUCUGUAUUGUCGGAAGGCUGUGAGAUUGUUCUGUUGGGUGUAGCAAUGGUCCUUGCUGUUGAACCAAUACCUCCUGCAACACCAGUGCACAGGGUCAGAAAUGUAAUAUUCCCACUUUUUCACGUUUUAUCCCCCACCUCCCUGAUUAUUACGCAUCACUCAGAGAGGGGUUUGUGGACACCGAUUCAACUAUGUCCUUGACCAAAUGUUUCAUCUCCACUAAUGAAAAUGCUUUUUUAAAUAUGCUUUGGAAUAGAGUUUAACUUUAUAAAUUUUCUUCAAAGACAUUGAUUUUAAUCUAGGAUUCCAAUGUUUUUUUGUUUUUUUUUUAGCGGAUGGAAACAAAGACUGAAGAGGUUCUUUGUAUGAAGAAGGUUUAGGGUGAUUACUGCUUAGGUUACUGCUUUUUUUUCUUAGAAUACUUAGAAUAGCCUUUAUACAUCUUAAAUACCGUUUACACGAGCUGCUACCCUGAUUUGGAUUACGCCGAAAAAAGAAAAAAAAAAAAA
This is a messenger RNA of Pangasianodon hypophthalmus (striped catfish), 1613 nucleotides long. RefSeq names its product capping actin protein of muscle Z-line subunit alpha 1a (gene capza1a). Lineage: Eukaryota; Metazoa; Chordata; Actinopteri; Siluriformes; Pangasiidae. Gene Ontology annotation, molecular function: actin filament binding. Gene Ontology annotation, biological process: barbed-end actin filament capping; actin cytoskeleton organization. Gene Ontology annotation, cellular component: F-actin capping protein complex; actin cortical patch. The transcript is spliced from 9 exons. The record is from RefSeq and is a predicted model, not a curated record. Bases 35 to 889 code for a protein of 284 amino acids.